Molecule: messenger RNA, 1048 nt
Organism: Zingiber officinale
Lineage: Eukaryota; Viridiplantae; Streptophyta; Magnoliopsida; Zingiberales; Zingiberaceae
Exons: 6
Coding region: 74-949 (291 amino acids)
Cellular component (GO): membrane
Molecular function (GO): metal ion binding
Source: RefSeq, a predicted model, not a curated record
UCUUGUCUACCGACACCGUUCCUAUUCCAAAUCGACCUAGACAUCGGCUUGCGGAGGGGAAAUCGGGCGGCGCAUGGCGUCGGUUUCAUGGGCUGCCUCCGCUCGCCUCUCUCACUGCCGCCACUCCCUUCUCCUACUCCCCUCCUCUCCUUCGUUGCCUCUCUCCAACCUCCCGAAGAAGAAGAGCCAUGGUGGGAAGAGGAAAUCCGGUCUCGUUUGCAGGGCGCAACUCCUCGGCGACCUCGCCCCCGUCACCUCCGCCGCCUACGGAACGCUCCUCCUCGGCGGCGGCAUCUUCGCUUAUGCGAGAUCCGGCAGCAAGGGGUCGAUUCUUGGAGGGAUAUCCGGAGCUUCACUCAUGACCAUUGCGUAUUAUCUUAUGCAAUCACCCGAGACUGAGGAAAUUGGCACGGCCAUCGGAUUCGCCUCUGCUUUUCUGUUUUCUUCUGUAUUUGGCAUACGAUUGGCCGCCACUCGCAAAUUCAUUCCCUCGGGUCUCCUGUUGAGUCUCUCUGUUGGUGCAUUGGCAGUGUUCCUCUCAGCUUACAUGCAAACUAAAAAAAUUGUGGUGAAAGUGGGCUUGCAAGAUGACAAAGAGAAGCGAAAGGCCAUGAAGGCAGUCGCCACUCUUCAAGGGAUCGAUUCGGUGGCCAUAGAGAUGAAGGAUAAGAAGAUGACCGUGAUCGGUGAAGUCGAUCCUAUUGACAUCGUUGGCAAGCUAAGAAAAGGGUGGCCAACCGAGAUAGUCUCUGUGGGGCCAAAGGAAGAACCCAAGAAGGACGAGGGUAAGAAAAAGGAAGAAGAAGAAAAAAAGAAAAAGGAAGAAGAGGAAAAAAAAGAAAAGAUAAUUAAGGAAUUCAUGGAAGCGAGCUAUGACCAUAUCUACAUACCCAACCGAUAUUAUGCCCCAACCGGCGAGGAGAAUCCAAAUGCUUGUGCUAUUCUAUAAGUCGUGUAAAUAUCAAGAAGGUUUCUUACUUUGUAUUCUAGAUUAUGGGAGAAGUGGUAGCUCAUCAAUAGGUUAAUGUGUUUGAGAACGAUCCAAAUA